AUGGCGGCAGCCACCAUGGACACCAUGGGCACGGCGGACACGGAGGACGUGGAAGCGGACACGGACGGAUGCAUAGGAUGGGCGGCAGUGGUGGUGGUCCUCCUGGUGGUCACCGCCGCCACUCUCACCCCCACCGCCCUCUCAGCCGCCUCCUCGAGGGCGCACAACACCAACGAGGGUCACCUCCCGUGGGUCUUUGACGAGACGGCCAAGCUCGAGCUGGAGCGUGUUGACUCGGGCAUGGGCCUCGCCUCGUUGACGCCCGUCACUCCUCGCAAGCGUGGUGCGGGCUCUUCGACCAUCCGUAUCACCACCGCAGGCGGAAAGGAGGAGUCGCUCGAAUGGCUGGCGUCGUCGCCCAUCCGCGGCGCCGGCUCGCCCAUGCCGCCCGACGCCACUCGCUCGCCAGCCGCAUCCUCGACUUCGCUCCCGCCCGCCUCGCCCGACGACGACGGCGACAGCGACGACGACGGUGACGACUCGCCGCACGCCACCUCGGAGUGGUCCGGCGUCGACCUCUCGCACAUGACGCUCAGGCAUCUUGCGCCGAGCCUCGGGACGUACUCGCGAAUUGUGGAGCUCGACAUCUCGCACAACUUGCUGCAGUCGGUCUCGCCGCACGUCUUUGCUGGCCUUCACCACCUCAAGGUCCUCAACCUCUCGCACAACCUGCUCUCAAACGUGCAGGACGGCUGGGUCGCCCUCACCUCGCUCCGGGUCCUCAACCUCGCGCACAACCACAUCCAGUACGCACCUUUUGACCUCGGCUCGCUCUACGCGCUCAAGUCGCUCAACCUGACGGCCAACCCGGUCUCCAACGUGGCGCAGGAGCUGCUGGCCAAGACCGACAACUCGAUUGUCAAGUACCUGCGCGACGUGGCGCCGCCACCGCCAGCGCCGCCGCUCCGCAAGCUCGUCACCUCGCCCUCGGUCCCGCCGCCGACAGCCGCCGAGCCGGCCUCGUUCACCGUCUUUUGCUACAACGUCCUCUGCGACGCGUACGCCACCGAGCAAAUGUACCCGCACACCCCGACGUGGGCUCUCGACUGGGAGUUCCGCAAGUCGCUCAUUCUCAACGAGAUCCUCAACAUGCAAGCCGACAUCAUUUGCCUGCAGGAGCUGCAGAUGAAGGAGUUUGACAACUGGCUCCAGCACGAGCUCCUCGCCUAUGGUUACAAGGGUGUGUUCAAGGCCAAGUCGCGCGUCCGGACCAUGCACCCGGAAAAGGCCGUCCUUGUCGACGGCUGUGCCACCUUUUACCGCACCGCCACCUUUACCCUCGAGGCCGAGGACGACGUCGAGUUUUCCGCCAUGGCCAUGGCCGAGCCCUCGCUCCGCGCUUCGGAGGACGCCUUCAACCGCCUCCUCACCCGCGACAACAUUGCCCUCAUCCUCACCCUGCGCUCCAACGCCGACGGCCACGUCGUCGUCGUCUCGAACACCCACGUCCACUUUGACCCCAAGUACGCCGACGUCAAGGUCAUCCAGGUCCAGAUGCUCCUCGAGGCAACCGCAAGCAAGGUCGAGGCCCUGACUGAGGCCACCGGCACCAAGCCGUACGCCGUCGUUUGUGGCGACUUUAACUCGCUGCCUGAGUCGGGCGUGUACAAGCUGCUCAAGACUGGAUUCCUCAAGGCCUCCCACGAAGACAUGCUUGGCUACUCGUACGGCUCGCUCUCCAAGACCGGCAUCAAGCACCGCCUCUCGCUCAACUCGGCUUACGCCUCCAUUCUCAACGAGGAGCUGCCCUUCACCAACUACACCCCGCUCUUCAAGGGCGUCAUCGACUACAUCUGGGUCGACUCGGAGCUGGUCACUGAAGCCGUGCUCGAGGGCCUCACCAACGAGGAAGCCCGCAAGGGCAUCGCCCUCCCCAACGCCCACCACCCAUCGGACCACAUUCCGCUCGCCUGUAAGAUUCGGAUCGAAUAACAUGUUGAUCAACCUACUUUUGUCGCGCGGACUUUGAACUGUCUGCGACGUUCGGCUUCAGUCGAGCGGCCGGAUGCCGAGUACCACAUGAUCAAACCAGAACGACUCGAGUG
Messenger RNA from Thecamonas trahens ATCC 50062, 2045 nucleotides. RefSeq names its product CCR4-Not complex subunit Ccr4. Gene Ontology annotation, molecular function: poly(A)-specific ribonuclease activity; protein binding. The transcript is spliced from 2 exons. The record is from RefSeq and is a predicted model, not a curated record. NCBI's taxonomy places the organism in Eukaryota, Apusomonadida, Apusomonadidae. The coding region runs from base 1 to 1932 and encodes 643 amino acids. Gene Ontology annotation, cellular component: cytoplasm; CCR4-NOT complex; nucleus. Gene Ontology annotation, biological process: nuclear-transcribed mRNA poly(A) tail shortening.